UUCUACUUCCGAUUCAAUAUGUGGAACGCUGGCGUCGCAUCUUGGCUGUUUUUUACCAAAGUAUUGAAGAAGUUAAGCAAAGGUCACUUGGUGUUAAGUCGGAACUUGCAGAGACCCUGCCCCAACUCGCUGCUGCUGAGCCAGGCGGACGCAGUGGACGUGGCUUCAUACGAGGAACGAAUGCAGGUGAAGGCAGAACUCAACUUACAGCAUCAGGGCAUUGAUAACGAGCUGCCUAUCCUGGGCGACCCCAAGGCCACGUACUAUUUGAAUAACUGCUUAAAGAGCUUCCUUCUGAUCUGCGCCUUGACCAUUGUUUGCUUCAUCUCUUUGGCGCUGGUGCGGCGCUACCUGAAGGAUCUGCUGCUAUGGGUGGAGAGCUUGGACAGCUUGGUAGGGGCUUUGCUCUUUAUCGUGGGUUUCAUCGCCGUCUCGUUCCCCUGCAGCUGGGGUUACAUCGUGCUAAACGUGGCAGCCGGUUACCUGUAUGGCUUCCUGCUGGGUUUGGGGCUUGUGGUGAUCGGCGUAUUGAUUGGGACGUUCAUCGCUCACUUGGUUUGUAAGCGGCUGCUGACUGCGUGGGUGUCCGCCAAAGUACGAGCGAACGAUCAACUGAGCGCCGUGGUCAGAGUGGUGGAAGGAGGUAGCGGACUGAAGGUGGUGGCUUUAGCCAGACUCACUCCCAUUCCCUUCGGACUGCAGAAUGCAGUGUUCUCGAUUACCAAUUUGUCUCUUCCAAAUUACCUUGUUGCAUCUUCAGUUGGACUGCUCCCUACCCAGCUAUUGAAUUCUUAUUUAGGAACAACUUUGCGCACAAUGGAAGAUGUCAUUGCUGAACAAAAUGUUAGUGGAUAUUUAAUAUUCAGUCUUCAGAUAUGCAUCAGUGUUGGAUUGAUGUUUUAUGUUGUGCACAGGGCACACACUGAAUUGGAUGCAGCCAUUCUAGCCUGCCAGAUGGAGCUGAAGACUUCGUUGAUCAAAGGUGGUCACCCAAAUGGAGCCAGCUUGACAUUCUGUAAUAAGAGGACUUCAGCACUGACAAGUGGCGGAAUUAAUAUUGUGUGAAUGAAAAUUGUACACAUGGAAGUGUAAACCUGUCAGUACUAAUUUAGGUUGUUAGAGGCUAAUGCCUAAGUGUUAUACUUCAGUAGGUAUGGCUUCACACAACUGCUUUAACAGUGCAGAAAGUAAAAGAAUGGUAUUGAUACCUAAAAUAGAAAGAUUCUAAUGAAAACCAUUCAUGGUGGAGUAUAGUUGCUGGAAAAAACAAGUGAGAGAUCAUCUUGAUAAAAAAAAAUCAAAAAUAGUAAUAAAUUGGUAACUGAACCCCAUAUUCUGUUCAGCUGUCAUUUUUUUUGAGUUGUGUAAGGAUACAGGAUUUAACAACUGGCUUUCUCACUAAAGAGGUAAGGAAAUUUGCCUCUGGUCUCUUGGACUGUUGUUAAUGGAAGUCAUUUUCCAAACCAAAAUUAUGCAAAGUGGUGUAGUUUUGGAAGUGCAAAAUUUUGCACUCUUGUACACUUGGCAUUGCAGUGUAUCGAGUAACGUGGUCUCUCACAGAUGCCUGAGUGUCAAAGGGGAGGAGAAAAGAACAAAAAUGCUUUGUAGAUCUGGAGAAUGAAAUGAACUGUAAAAGGAUGCAUAGAUUACAACAAUAGACUUUAACUUCACUACAUUAUCAUCCUCCUAGGCUACCCUUUUUGAUUGAUUCCUCUUUGGUGGGUUCUGAGGAUAAUGUGCAACCUACAGAAUCUGCCAAAGGUACUAGAAGGUAAAGCACUUCUACCAUUUUUCUUGAGCAUCUGUUCUUGAUGUUAUUCUAAAUGCUUUUUCUCUAUUUUAAGUGACAUGGGCAGGGAUUCCAAGAGUUGGUGAAGCUGUUACAGUUUCAAAUUCUUAAAACUCCUCUUCAGUUUGUUUAGUUUUGUUUUGAUAAGGCAGAGCUCAUAUACCUCUGUGUUGGAAUCUGGUGUUGAUCAUGCGAACAAUGUGGCCUGUCAUUAAAGCAACACAAAUGUAAGCAGACCCUCAAUGUUGCUGUUGUUGACUGGGAGAGGACUGUGACAUUGGUUUGCUUCUUCUGCCAAUAUACUUGAUGAAUUUUAAGGCAGUGUUGGAUGAUGCCUCUUCACGCUGUGGCUUAGAAAGAUGUAGGAAACAGGAAUCACUACUACCUGUUAGACUAACCAUAGUGCCACAUUUGAGAACUGAUCUUCUCAGGUGGCCAAAAGCUGUGCUCAUGCACUAAAGGCCAAGAUAUAUUAAGUCACUCAUGUGUACCUUUGCUGAUAGCUGACUCCCUGAUGAAUAGUCCAUUUUUUUCCAGCAUAGCGAAACUUUAUUGUCAGAGAGCAAAAUAGUUCAGGAAGGAUAUGCUGAUAGAGGACCUUUGCUUUAAAGAUGAAUGAACCAAGUUAUCAUUCUUUGCAACUCAUGCAUUAUAUCUUGAAAUGGUAAUUGUUACCUGUCCACAAUCAUGUAUUUCAAUAUAUUCUCUCAAUCAAUCAUAACCAACUCUCCUCAUGCCUUGAUUGGUGCCUUAGCUCAGGUUUACGCCCUAGUUUUGUAUUGAAAUAGAUUAUUUUAAAAAUUACUGACAACCCUUCAUAUCACCAUCACUCUUUUCCAAGACCCCUUAUAAUAACAAGUUUUAUCAAUUAAUGCUUUUUAUUCCACAACACAAGAUCUAAGAUGAACUUUCCCAAUUAGUUUCUCAACAUGCUGAUCUAGAAAAGUAUCUCUUAUAAAUUCCAUUAAUUUGUCUUCCACCUUAUUACAGCAAAUCUGAUUUGAUGUGUUUGCGUUUCAGUUAUAAAAUGUCCCAUGCUUAUUGCAUUACCUGUCACAUGCACCUCUAAUUUCCUGAUUUACGACACGUGCAAUAUCACAACUACUAUUUCAUCAUUACAGCUACAUUUUUCUAUUUCUUAACUUGGCCCAAAUCGAUUUCAGUUUGCAUCACGAUCUGUCAGCGAAGAUCUUUUCUCACCACUGAGAUGAUCUCCAUUUUUAAUUGUAUCGCAAGUUUACCCUUUAGCCUUGCAACUUCUAUAUGACAGAAACCUUGGGUAUUUAAUUUCAAAUUUUGGUCACUCUGCAGCCAAGCUUCCAUUGAGACAAAGUCAUCAUAUAUCCAUGUUUAUUUUGAUUUAAGCCAUUAAUUCAUUUAUAUAGUUGCAACAGCUCCAAGUAUUCAGAUAUUGUAUCUUUAAUUUUAUUACUUUAAUAGCUUCCCCGCUGCUCAAAUUUGUUUUUGCAGCAUAAUUUGCUUACUAUUCUGAAGUUUCCUUCCAGCUUUAUUUCUCUCCUUUAGACCUUCCUAUCUCCCUGCUAAGCAAACACUCCAAGUAAUUGGGAAAGCUAACAAAUUUAUCACCUUUGGCUGGGAGAAUUGAAUGCAAAAGUAUGCUUUAGUUAUAUAGAGCUUGGUGGGAACGCAAUUGGAGUGCUGUAUUUUUAAUGAGUCUCCUCAUUUAAGGAUGCGAAUGUGCUACAAGUUUGGAGAAAGUUUUCUACAUUCGUCUCUGGAAUGGAUGGGUUGUCUUGUGAGGAAUAGCAACAUAGAGCAUGCUUGCAUUUGUUGGAAUUUAGACGAUUGAGAGGAACCUUGAUAGAAUAUGUAGAUGUAAGGAUGUUUCAUUUAGUGAGUGAAUUUAGAUCUGUUUAAAAUAAGAAGUUGCCCAUUUAAGGUUGGAUGGAUGAAAUAUUUUCUGAGAAUCAUCUGUUUGGAACUCUUCCCAAAGGGCAUUGGAAUCUGUGCCUUUAAAUAUUUUUUUAAGGUAGAAGUAGAUUUACUAAGCAACAAAAAUGGAUGGGUUGAAAGGAAUGCAUUGUUAAAAUUGCAUCAGAUUAGCUAUGAUCUUUUUAAAUUAUGCAGCACGUCUAAUGAGGUCAUCUGAUGACUCCUGUUGCUAAUUAAUGAUUUCUAUUAUAGAUUUAUUUUUUAUGGUUUCUCAGUCAGGCCGUGAAAUAAUUUAUCAAAUACCACUCUCUGGAUCAGGAGUAUUGCUAUAAGGUCUUGUGCUUUUCUUGGAAAAUUCUGAUUAUAACAAAAUAAUGCUUCAAGAUUUUUAGGAUGAGGAUUCCUCCAAAAUUAAUAUCUUCUGCUAUCUUUUUGCAUCUAGGAGCAUGAAGUUACUUAGAAGCAGCAACUUGCAUUUGCUGACCCUUCAGGGUCAUACUUGGCCUGAUCUGUUGUUGUUAAGGUUGGACCAUAUGCACUAAUGACCAUAGCAUGUUGGUUUUGUGCUAGGGCCAGAAGCAAGUGUCACUUUUCCCACGGGGGGAGUCACUCGGACUAGAUUGUUCUUAGCAGCAAAAACCAUUCUGUUGAAGAUAGUGCUCCCUUUUCUGUUUGCCCUACUUAAGCUGUGCUUUGAGCUGGUUAUUUCCUGUCCAUUAUGUUUCACCUCAAGUUGGUGACAUCAUUGUAAAGCAUGAAAUAUCUUUGGUCACGGAAAAAGGAGCAACAUUUGGAUCAUCACUGGUAAUGUUGUCCAUAAUGUUCAGAAUCUAUUGAGAGUGAAGGUUACCUGACUAUGAUAUUUUAGUGUGGGAUGGUCACUGCAUACCAACAGACUGGAUUUAACAGAUGGAGAUCUUGAUCUGCGGUUACUAGCUCCAAAAUCUUAGGCAAGGCUCUUUUGCAAGAAUUAUAGCACUGUUAUUAGGUGAAAGUGUGUACAAGUGCCUGUCAGUGUGUGUUCACAUGGAGGCAGGCUCACACAAAGAUGUCCUUGCCCAUUGCCAACUCCUUACUUUCUUUUCUACCUAUUCCUUGAGCCCUUUGUCUCUGAAUUUCCUUACAUUCCAUGUCCACAGCCCUGUAAUCUUCUCCCUCUCAAUCCGUCUUUCUCUUUCACCUAGUCACUAGGGUCUCUACAUUUCUUGAACUCGCUUCCCUUCUACCACUUUCCUGUAACCCACUACUCUAACUACUCCCUGUGUAUCUUCUCCCAUGUCCAAUAGUCCCCCAUCACUCUUCAGCCCUAUCAAGCAAUCAAAGUAUCUUUCUUGAGAUUGGUUAAACUUUGCACAUUGUUUUGCUGACCAAGUAAGCUCCAUCUUUAAAUUUAUUUCUAUAAUUGAAUUGCAUCUUUCUAAAUGAGGAGUAGCCCAAAUGACCAUGGUACAUGGAACAUGCACUUUAGUUAUAUAUACAGUAUUUUAAUAUUAUACUAUAGAUUCCUAAAGGUUGGCAACAGCAAUGAUCUCUAAGUACAAGUUCACAUUGUUAUUCAACUGUUGAAGCAGUUAUUAUUGAAUUAGGUUAAUAUACUAUUUUCUAAAUAAAUUAUUCUGCACAAUGUAGUUAACAUAUUAGUCUAGAGACAUUUAUCUAUUAAUGGUUAUCCAUUUGAACCAGAUCGGAGUGGGAACAUGAUACACGUGAUCAUUCUCCCUCCUGUUCAUCAAAACAAAAAAAUAAAAAUGCAAUCACAAAGUAAUGUUUUUUUUUGACCUAUGCCAGUUUGCAUGGGUUCAAGAUGUACCAUGCAUUUUCAAAAGUGUGUGUGUGUUUGUGAGCAGGUGAAUGGUUUUGAAGCUUGCCUAAAACUAAUGAGUUGUACAUGUUAAUUUCCUAAAGCUUUUUGUUACUGUACUAUGUGAAUGUUUUAGUAGUAAGGGGUUAAUUUUGAUGUAUUAAUCACCAUAUCUUGUAAGUAUAAUCCCUUCAUUAUGAAAGAGGUCUGCCAAUUCUCAGCGGCAUGUCCACUUCUGCAAGGAUGCUUGUACCCAGCAUUUGAAAUUAGUUGUUGAAAUACUAAUACAUCAAAACUAGAUUCUUGUUGCCAAAAAAAUCUUCACACAAGUAGACAGUGAAAUUUGAAAAAAAAAAAUCCUGUCCAUAAGAAGCUAAUUACUUGACGGGCCAACUAUUUUCCUCAAAUGGGUUUUCAGAUAUCGUGUGAUGUUUGAAGUUUUGUUUAAAUUGACAGGAUGGGAAAUAUUUCAUGUUAGUUUUGCAUCCCAUAUGAGACAAAAUACAGGUAAUGGCUCAUUUUAGUUUCAGAACCAUUACUUUAAACAGCAAAUUUAAUACCAAAUGUGUUAAUGAAUGCCAUAUUAAAUAUCAGAUGCUACAAGUUUUCUGAACAGAUACUUCAAAUAAAGGUUUUUUUUUGUUGCUCUGGGUCAGGCUGUUUCUCCUGGUGGUGAUUUAAUAGCCACUUUAUUUACAGUUCAUAAUGUAAUGAUAUUUUUAUGUUGAAACAUAUUUUCAGUUUACAACUACCAUUAGUACUUUUUAUUAUAACUUGGAUGCAUAAUGGGUAUUGGAAUUGAUAAGCAUGCUAUUCUAGCUCAAUUAGCUGCACAUGAAUUUAUUUUUAUUUGACAUGUACAUUACAUUUGGCAAUUGAACCAUUCAGAGUUUUUUCAAAAUUUACUCAGGAUUGUGUGGCAAAACUAAACAGUGGUAGUGAAUGCCUGAAGUAAAAUGUACUGUGUAGUUGCGAAAAUAUAUUUUAGGAAUAACUUGAAUCCUGUUAUAAUGGGCAUUCUGGAUUUGUAUCAUUCUGAUCUGAAUUGCGAUAAGAGAGUAAAACAUAUAUCUGGUUAUGCUUUGUAAAUUGGGGGUGCAGAUGUCAUCAGUUAAGUAAAUUUGAAAACCAUGUAUUAAGUGUAUGCUUUUUCAAAAUGUUCUUAAAAUCUUAUUUUGCAUUUGAACCAGAUCAUCAAUAAGCUAAUCAAUGAGGUAUACAUCCUCUCUAAAGAAUGUUUAGUUGUAUUAAGUUUUAAAAAAGCACACUAUAAAGAAAUAUAUUUUUACCUAGUUUCCUGUUUGCCUCUAUCAGUGAAACGGGUAUGGAACCAAUAUAGCUGAGAAUUUGAAAUGUUGAUUACAUGUUUUUUUAUUGUAAACAAAUGUAAAUUAUAGCUGUGACUUCUCUUAAUAAACAAAGUUGAAUUUAUGCAAAAAGUUAUCUAACUUUUGAGUGGCAAUCUCACUAUGAUGGACAAUUUGAUGUAUGUAAAUUGAAUCACCAUUUAUAUUUGUUGGAAAAGUAUUAAGGUUUUAAAAUUUGAAUUCUGCUUGCUGAAACCUUCGUAUAUUGGUGCAAGGCAAUAAUGUUUAAUAGUGAAAAUAUAAUGUAUGCAGUAUAUAGAGUUUCCAAUAAUCAGCUGCAGACAGUUGCUUGAUAAAUUUGUAGAAGUGUCAUCUUAGUUGUUUAAAGUUUUGUGUGAAUAACUUGCAUCAAGGCUUUGAUACUUAUGAACUUUACAUUCACAAUGCCAGUAUGGAAUCACAAGAAUAAAAAGCAUAUAGAAGUUUAAAUUGUAUUAUAUAUUCUAAAUAGUGGUUCCAAUUCCAUAAUGUUUCUCAAAUGGCAGUUUCAAUACUCCCCUUAUUGUUAUGACUUGUUUUUUGUGCUCCAUGAACUUCUCCAGAUUGAAGUUCUGCUCCAGAGGUAGAUAGUAAAAAAAAUCUAGGCUGAAAAUCUAGUACUUGGAGGUGCCCUCUUUGAAUAAACCAAAAGUGAUCCUAGACAAUAUAAGGUGGCUGUGUUUGAACAUAGGACAUAGAAUAGUACAGGCCCUUCAGCCCACAAUGUUGUGCCGACCCUUAAACCCUGCCUCCCAUAUAACCCCCCCCCCCCCCACCAUAAAUUCCUCCAUAUACCUGUCUAGCAGUCUCUCAAAUUUCACUAGUGUUUCUGCCUCCACCACUGACUCAGGCAGUGCAUUCCACGCACCAACCACUCUGAGUAAAAAACCUUCUUAUAAUAUCCCUCUUGAACUUCCCUCCCCUUACCUUAAAGCCAUGUCCUCUUGUAUUGUUUGGCAGUUCUAUGUAACUGCUAUGUGUUUUGCUUUACUUAUUACAAUAGUGGAUAACCUUCAAAAGAUUCUUCAAUGACUAAAGAACUUUGGCAUGUCCUGAGAUUCUGAAAGGUGUAUAAGUGCAAGUUUUCUUUCUUCCCUACCUCUUUACACCCUUCAACACAAACUGACCCCAUUGUAUCAUUGCUCUAGGUGUCUAAAACUUUGUGUCAAAACAAUUGCAUUACUAUGCACUAAAAUUGAAAUUUUUGUUUACUAUGAAGUGCAUUUUUUCAGCUGUAUUGAUGUCAAAAUUUUAAAAUGUACUAUAGCUGUUUUAAUAAAUGACUUGAAAGUGA
Molecule: messenger RNA, 8123 nt
Organism: Hypanus sabinus (Atlantic stingray)
Lineage: Eukaryota; Metazoa; Chordata; Chondrichthyes; Myliobatiformes; Dasyatidae
Gene: tmem64
Product: transmembrane protein 64
Exons: 3
Coding region: 19-1065 (348 amino acids)
Source: RefSeq, a predicted model, not a curated record